UCCGUUACCAAGACAAUCACGGAUCACGAGGCUCGUCAUUCCGUCCCCGCGUCUCCCGUAACCGGAGUCUUGGGAAUGUCGAAUCCCAGGAAAGACUUUGACGUUAAGCAGAUCUUGCGCAUCCGCUGGCGAUGGUUCGGCCACCCCACAUCUCCUCCUCCCGAUAGCCAGCCUUCGGGAGAUCUUUUCAGCAGCAUCCGUGGCACCGGGGGCCCCUCAUCCUCCAGCGGGGAUCCUCCCUCCAACGCCACCGCCGGUGCCAGCUCGAGUAACGGCAACUCUUCCUCCAACAUAUACAACAACCGAAAGUUUGGGGAUUCGGGUCCGAGCAGCGGGCAGUCGGCGGUGGUGGUAGUGGGCGCCUCCGCGUGUCCUCGGUCCAUGAGCCAGCAGGAGUGCCGGAGCCCCCCGCCGGUGCCUUGGGUCUUUCCUGCCCACUCGCGCUCCAGCGAGAGCCUGGAGCCGCUCCAGCAACAGCAGCAACAGCAGCAACAACAGCAGCAGCUGCAGCAGAAGCAGCAAAGGUCCACGCGUGUAUCAGACGCUCCUGGCCCUGGAGACGAGGAGAACAACAACCACAACGUGGAGUCUGACUCGAGCUCCUGCAGGACAUCAAACAGCAGUGUGACGUUGUCCUCAUGUGUGUCGAUGGAGCCAUGUGUGUCAGAUGAACACUUCCAGGCACACAGUCAUGCUGAACACACCUUCAUACGCAUGGAGACCUACUUGAGAACCAGGAAGCUCUGUGAUGUCGUACUUCUCGCCGGGGAACGCAGAAUACCAGCACACAGACUGGUUCUCUCAUCAGUGUCUGAUUACUUUGCGGCCAUGUUUACCAGUGAUGUCCGAGAGGCAAAACAAGAGGAGGUCAAACUGGAGGGUGUGGACCCAGAUGCUUUAUGGGUCUUAGUUCAGUAUGCCUACACAGGACGUUUGGAGUUAAGAGAAGAUACUAUAGAGAGUUUGUUGUCAGCUUCCUGUCUUCUGCAGCUAUCUGCAGUGGUGCAGGCCUGCUGCAGUUACCUGAUGAAACAGCUUCAUCCCUCCAACUGUCUGGGCAUUCAAUCCUUUGCAGAUGCUCAGGGCUGUUUGGACCUCCAUAAGGUGGCAUAUAACUACACUAUGGAGCACUUUAUGGAGGUCAUGAGGCAUCAGGAAUUUCUGCUCUUGCCUGUGUGUGAGGUGGAGAAGCUGUUAGCUUCUGAUGACAUGAAUGUUCCUGAAGAGGAAACCGUGGUAACGGCCCUGCUCAGCUGGGUCCAUCAUGACGCGCCCACCCGUCAAUCACAGCUGCCUGCUCUCCUCGCUCACAUCCGCCUACCUCUGCUUAAACCACAGUUUUUGGCUGAUAUGGAGGCAAAUCCCUUGUUACGGGACAGUGUGGAGUGUCAGCGGUUGGUGAUGGAGGCCAUGAAGUAUCAUUUGUUGCCAGAGAGACGGCCGAUCCUCCAGAGCCCGAGAACACGGCCUCGCAAGGCCACUGUAGGAGCGCUCUUCGCUGUGGGUGGCAUGGACGCCACGAAAGGGGCCACCAGUAUUGAGCAGUACUGUUUACGGAGAGACACAUGGCGGCAGGUGGCCGUCAUGAGCGGGAGGAGGCUGCAGUUUGGCGUAGCAGUUCUGGAUGACCGCUUGUAUGUGGUGGGGGGGCGAGAUGGUCUGAAGACUCUCAACACAGUGGAGUGUUACAAUCCUCGCAGCAAGAGCUGGAGCGCCAUGCCCCCCAUGUCCACACACAGACACGGCCUCGGUGUUGCAGUGUUAGAAGGCCCCAUGUAUGCAGUGGGAGGUCAUGACGGGUGGAGUUAUCUCAGUACGGUAGAGCGCUGGGACCCUCAAGCUCGCCAAUGGAGUUUUGUUGCAUCCAUGGCAACGCCUCGAAGCACUGUGGGAGUUGCAGUCUUAAACAGCAAGCUGUAUGCAUUGGGUGGCAGGGAUGGCAGUUCAUGUCUUAAAACAGUGGAGAGUUUCGACCCUCAUACCAACAAAUGGAGUAGCUGUGCACCCAUGUCGAAACGCAGAGGUGGUGUUGGUGUAGCAACGUGGAAUGGUUUCCUGUAUGCUAUUGGUGGCCAUGAUGCCCCAGCUUCAAGCUUGGCAUCACGACUGUCCGACUGUGUGGAAAGGUACGACCCAAAGACGGACAUGUGGACAGCAGUAGCUCCCAUGAGCAUCAGCAGGGACGCGGUAGGGGUUUGUCUUUUGGGGGACCGUCUGUAUGCCGUGGGUGGUUAUGAUGGCCAGGUGUACCUGAACACUGUGGAGGCCUACGACCCCCAAAACAAUGAGUGGGCACAGGUGGCGCCAUUGUGUUUAGGUCGAGCUGGAGCCUGUGUGGUUGUCGUGAAGCUUUGAAUUGCCUCCUGCUUUCAGUCAUCUCCAUGGUGACAGUCCUGGAAUAAACCUACAGUGCUCCUGAUGCUGUGUAUAUGGACAGAUCUGAGCAUCUCUUUACCAGAGCAGAGAAUGUCACACACUAUGGCACACAGCAGAAUAUUCAACUGUGGUCUCUUAUUAUGCCUUCAAGUUUGUAUGUAUCUAUUAAAAGCAGUUUAUUUCAUGGCUAUGCACAUCAAGAACUAGACUCCCCCCUUUUCUGUGGCUGACAGGGUUGAACAAUUUAAAUGGCCAUCCAUUCAUCUGUCUAAUAAUUCAUCUGUAUUAUUGAUACAUCCAUUUGUUUCUCAUCUUUGGUUAAGUUCACACAGUCAGGGAUAUUUACUAACAGGUGUGACUUUCAAAUUGCCCUGUACACACAACAAGCUACAAGAGUGGCUCGAAGAUGUUUUUAUCAACGAGUAUCCAAAGUAAUUAUUUUUUUGCCCAACCACAUUUUUUACUUUAUUGAGAGCAAGUAAAAACUUUAACUUUGUUCUCUUCAUCACACAAAGUGAUCAUAUUGCUUCAGAAGUCUUGGAAUAUAUUACAUUAGCCCUAUCAGUUACUUUAAUUCAUUUUGCACUGUAUGGUUGUCACUAGGAAUGACAAUAGGAAUAUCAAGAUAUCGAUUAUUGAUCAGAAAGUUAUUUUCUCAAUGUUUUUUGAGGCUUUGAUAUAUUCAAAUUAGCCAACAUUUAAAUUAGAAGCCUAAUUUCUGUGCUUUCCCAAUUGCCGCUCAAACUUUACCAAAGUUGUGACGAGAAAUGUGAAUGAAGAGGCAAGGACUAUUGUGCAAUGAGAAGCCCUAUUUUUUAUCUCAAAAUAUGGCAGUAUAGAUCGCUAAUCAUUGGGAAAGUUUUUGUAUUAUCGAUGCAUAAAAGGCAUAGAUCCCAAGCGUAGUUUUCACUCUUGCUGAUUAACAUACAGAACCAUACUCAAAAGCAGGAUUGACAGCUGUAUUCUGCUGCUGUUUAUGUAGCCUUUUGCUGUCAUUUUCUCUGCAGCCAAGAGAACAAUAGCUGCGUUUCCACUGUGGGGUCAAAUGAGGGUGUGGUAGUGCGUGCCAGGGCCAGUUGCAUUCCCACUGUCAUUUCCGGGGCUUAAUCGUGCCUCCUCGGGGGUUAUUCAGGGACAAUAGCCAAUGGCCUAUUGGCCCACUGAUUACCCUUGGGCCAAAGAUAGCCAACUGGGGAUUGAGGCACAGUCAAUUCCAAAGGCGGAGUUUAGCGAGAAACUCAUGCUGCAUUUCAUUCAGAUCGGAUAUGGGAUAUUCCUACUUGAAUUCUCCGAUCUCCGGCCAUAAAGGAAUUCCAUUGCCAGAUGCUCGGAAAAUUAUGUUUAAACAACCAAAACUGCAAUGCUCCCUUUAGCCAGGGUUCACCAGAUACGUUUCCAAGCAACCAACUGAUAAACAAUGCUGCUCUGCAAACAUUUGUAAAACAAGCUUUAAUAUCUUGUAAUGUAGGAACUUUGACUCAUUGAUCGAUAUCAUUUAAUAAAAGUAAAUGUUUAUCAUUAACGUUGUACAUCUCUGGGUGCCGACAUGUUUGUGUGACGUCACGCACCCGCAUCUCAGUGAAAACAAUUGCGGACACAUUACAAAUCUGUUAAGAUGCACAAUGGACAACGCGUUGCCCAAAGGGAGAGCUUUCCAUGGUGUGAAAUCAUGGACGGUGUGCUUGGACAUCGUCCCGCUGUUAGUGGAGAGACCAUUCUCCACUAAGUUGGUGAGUUGUCAGCAGUUACUUAUCUUGCUUGUUAACGUUUACAUACAAUAUAAACUUGAUAUUCUAAAUAACUAGAUGGCAUAUGUAUUUGGUUUGGCUUGUGAAAUGGGAGGGAGUGUGACAUUUGCCUCAGUGCGUCUUAUUAAGGGCAGGUUUUAGGGCAAUGCUAUGGGGCUUUUGACCUGAUGGUGGAAAUGCAGAGCGAUUUCAGUCUCAAGGCCCGAGGCUAUUGGCCCCGGCUGACCAAUUUAUGGCCUUGGCUCGCACUUACCCGAUAGUGGAAAUGCGGCUAAUAAAUGAGGGUUUGUGCCAAUAUGAGAGUGUGUUGCGCUCUCUGGGGAUGCAGUGGAAAUGAUAAAAAAUAAUGAACUCUAAGUCAAUUAAAGAAUGUAACUGGAAUGUGUGCCACCAAAUGCUCUCUCUAGAAAUAAUCUGUUGUCUAAGAAUAGCCUGAGUGCAGUUUAGUGUCUCAUGGGAAAGAGGGAUAGAGAGAGAACAGGACUGUGUGUGUGUGUGUGUGUGUGUGUGUGUGUGUGUAUGUCUAAAUAGUGCUUUAGCAGUGAAACCAUGGUUGGUAGCAGUGUUGGGUUUAACCUGAUUACAAAUAUAUUAGUCUAAAGUAGUGUAAAGCAUUACAUUUUCAACUCUUGUAAUCAGAUUACAGUUACUGACUUUCGAUUAAAGUUAUUACUUUUAAGUACAUUACUUGGGUUACACAUACUUUUUUUUAAUAAAAUUUAGUAUGUAUAAUACAUUUAUUUAAGAUAUAUAUUAAUGUGCGACAAUGAAGGAAUAAAGGAAGCCAUUAUUGUCAAAUCGCUGAGCGGAAAGUGUUUUUAAAAGCCAUGUAAAAGUAAAGUAAUUAGUAACGUGAUGGAUCCGACCCGUUUGCGUCAGCAUCUGGUUCCGUUAGUGUGCGUUUUGUUCGUUUAAAAAAGCAGCGCAUAUUCUUCACAUUUGUUGCAAUGCAUUUGAUGUCAGAUUUUAUGAUGACAAAACUACUAUAUACAAAUCAAGAAGCAUCUUGAUUAGUCUUUCUACCAAAACCACAUAAACUUUUACUAGAGGUUGCAAAACUGAUCAGUAAAUGGACAGAUAAUUAUAAAGAUGAGCUUAGAGAGAGAAAAGGAACAUGGGUAAAAACUAUGUAUGGAAGGAAAAAGUUGGGAGAGAAAUGCAAGAGAUGGAAAUCAGGCCGCAUGCCGACAGUAGAAAUUCACUUUAGCGUCAUCAGUCUAUUAUAAGCGUGCAUGUCUUCGAUUUAUCUUUAAUUUAUCUGCCUGAAGUCAGUUAGAGCACAUCAGCAAUAUUGCAUGUGAAUAUGAUAAUUAUACCUACAAGGGAGCAACACAAUCUUUCAUUAUUCCCCAACUCGCUUCAAGCUCAGAGAAAGAAGAGCAUAACAAGGUCUAAUGCAUAUUCAAAACCUAUGAAUCAUUGGUUCUAUUUUUUGAAGUUGGAAAAGCAUCCCAGUACUCAGCAGUGAAGGAAGUUAACAGCACAACAGUGGAAUGCUGUUUCUGUAGCAGUUCAGCAGUAUUUUGUCAGAUUUAGCAAAAAAGUUCAUUGUAAAUGGUUAUUGUGAUUUUUCCCCUUAUGCUUACUCAAUGUUCUAAUCAUAUUUCUUUUUUUCAUACAGCAAUUCAUCUUCAUAAUAACUGAGGAUAUUCUAGGUCACUGUCCAUUUAAUGGAAAUACAUUCUGCCCAAGAGCAGGAAAAGCGAACAAAGGCUUAGAAGCAUAUAAACCAAGAUUUAGAUGUACGUCCCAAAAUUCAUCUCUCAUCUCUAUUAAAUAGCUAGUUCCAACAGAAUGAUCAAAUAAAAUAAAAUGUGUAAUACAUAAAUAUUAUUUAAUGAUUCUCUUGUAACCGAAAUACCACUUUUACUUUCAACAUUUUCUUAUAUGGUGAGAAUUUAGAAUUCCUUUUUUCACGACUAUAUGUCUCUGUGUAGAGAAAGAGCAUCUUGUUUGUGUGUUGCGUGUGUUGUGUGUGUGUUUAAACCCCAUGCUGAGUACAAAGUACAGCUUGAAAAGUCACAGAAAAUAGAUUUGGUAUUUUGAUCCGUAUAUUCAGUUCUCUUUUAUAUCCCAAAAUGUAUUUCAGUGUUCUUUUAAAUUGAAGAAAGAUAAGAUUACAGUUGAGAAUAUGGUGAAAAACAGAAUGACAGAACAAAGCGAUCAGAACAACUACAGAUGCAGAAAAGAGAGAGAGCAGCACAUAACAUUUUAAUAGGAAUAUACACCUGAUUAUUUUCAGUCAGUGGAUAUCACAGGUGCUGUGACCACUGUAAUGUCUUAUUUGGACACCAUACUGUUGUCUACUAUCAUAUUUCAUCAUUAUGCUGUUAUGUCUGUUCAUUGUGUUGGGUCAUGCCUGUGUAGCUAUGAGAUUUUAUGCAAUGUAAGAUGAGUAAAUGACAGACUUGUGAAUUGUAAAAGCAAGUUUAUGUCCAAUAAUAUCCAGGUUGCACCGGUAAAAAUAAUAUAGGUCAAUGCGUUAUAUUUUGGUACACAUUUCAAGAGUGUCAUGGCCACUUUAUGUGUGUUCUGUUGGAAAGUUUUACUGUCUUUGACCAUAUUUAUACAUGACACAUCAUUUGUACUGGGCAUCAUGCAUUAUGCCAAUCGUAAAUAUAGAAGAAGCAGAACAUAUCAAAAGAGAAUACAACUGCUUUGAAAAGACACCAAACACAUAUGGAUGUGUAAAAUGUAUAGAGCAAAUUUAUUUUAUACAAUGUUAAAUUGUAUCUUGUGGAAAAUGUAAACAGUUUGUAAAAAAGUGUAACACAGCAGUUUAACUUCAUUGUGCUGCAUUAUAAGAGA
This is a messenger RNA of Xyrauchen texanus (razorback sucker), 6932 nucleotides long. Its product is annotated as kelch-like protein 5. Gene Ontology annotation, molecular function: protein binding. Lineage: Eukaryota; Metazoa; Chordata; Actinopteri; Cypriniformes; Catostomidae. The transcript is spliced from 11 exons. The record is from RefSeq and is a predicted model, not a curated record. The coding region runs from base 76 to 2355 and encodes 759 amino acids.